UGGGCGGAGCGGGCAGGCGGCGGGUCCUGGCGGCGGCGCGCCAUGGCUAAGACCGUGGCCUAUUUCUAUGACCCGGACGUGGGCAACUUCCAUUACGGGGCAGGACAUCCCAUGAAGCCUCAUCGCUUGGCACUGACCCACAGUCUGGUGCUUCACUAUGGGCUCUACAAGAAGAUGAGCGUUUUUAAACCAUACCAGGCAUCCCAGCAUGAUAUGUGUCGCUUCCACUCGGAGGAUUAUAUAGACUUCCUGCAGAGGGUGAGUCCCAACAACAUGCAAGGAUUCACCAAGAGCCUCAAUGCCUUCAAUGUGGGUGAUGACUGCCCAGUAUUCCCAGGCCUUUUCGAAUUUUGCUCUCGCUAUACUGGGGCCUCACUGCAGGGAGCAACGCAACUGAACAACAAGAUCUGUGAUAUUGCAAUAAACUGGGCUGGAGGCCUGCAUCAUGCCAAGAAGUUUGAGGCUUCUGGGUUUUGUUACGUCAAUGACAUAGUUAUCGGCAUUCUGGAGCUGCUCAAGUAUCACCCACGUGUUCUCUACAUUGACAUUGAUAUUCAUCACGGAGAUGGUGUUCAGGAGGCCUUUUACUUGACAGACCGUGUCAUGACAGUAUCUUUUCACAAAUAUGGGAACUACUUCUUCCCUGGUACAGGUGACAUGUACGAGGUUGGGGCAGAGAGUGGCCGCUAUUACUGCCUCAAUGUGCCACUGCGGGAUGGCAUUGAUGACCAAAGUUAUAAACACCUCUUCCAGCCAGUCAUUAACCAGGUGGUGGACUACUACCAGCCUACAUGCAUAGUGCUGCAGUGCGGUGCUGACUCCCUGGGUUGUGACCGUCUGGGUUGCUUUAACCUCAGUAUAAGAGGACAUGGGGAGUGUGUGGAGUACGUAAAGAGUUUCAACAUCCCCCUUCUGGUGCUGGGAGGAGGUGGCUAUACUGUUCGUAAUGUGGCACGAUGCUGGACCUAUGAAACGUCGCUGCUUGUGGAUGAAGCAAUUAGUGAGGAACUCCCAUACAGUGAAUACUUCGAGUACUUUGCUCCAGACUUCACCCUCCACCCAGAUGUCAGUACAAGAAUUGAGAACCAGAACUCUAGACAGUACUUGGAUCAAAUCAGACAGACAAUAUUUGAGAAUCUGAAAAUGCUGAACCAUGCUCCCAGUGUCCAGAUCCAUGAUGUUCCUUCUGACCUGCUCAGUUAUGAUCGUGCAGACGAGCCUGAUCCAGAGGAGAGAGGCUCUGAGGAGAACUACAACAGGCCUGAGGCUUCUAAUGAGUUCUAUGAUGGUGACCACGAUAAUGAUAAAGAAAGUGAUGUCGAGAUCUGAGGGCUGAGUUGUUGGACUCUGAACUGUGGGGCGGUCCCUAUUAAGACGUUGGUGCUUGGUGGAGAUGACUGGGAUACACAUGAGCCAGUAAAAGGUCUCUUUUUGGACCUCCCCUUUAUAUUUGACGCAUGUGGCAGCAGGAGCAGCGUUGCCGGGGCAGGCUGGCUACCUAUGGAGGCACAGAGCAGUGAAACCUGUUCCUUACCCUCUCCAAUCCCUCAGGGCUCUGACUCUCAUCAGUAGGGCAAAUGGAAAUUCAUGUGACACUUGGAUCCACACCAUGGUCUCUGUGCUGCUGCCAUACAACCAGUUUCAGAGCCCAGUCUGCAGUGGCUUCACCAGCUCCUCUCAGUACAGCUCAGGCUCCAGCCAGAGA
Molecule: messenger RNA, 1705 nt
Organism: Emys orbicularis (European pond turtle)
Lineage: Eukaryota; Metazoa; Chordata; Testudines; Emydidae
Gene: HDAC3
Product: histone deacetylase 3
Exons: 15
Coding region: 43-1329 (428 amino acids)
Cellular component (GO): nucleus
Molecular function (GO): histone deacetylase activity
Source: RefSeq, a predicted model, not a curated record